GUCUACCUGUAAUUUUGAAAGAAGCGAUUGAACAACAGUCUUGUACGUGCUGCCGUUUAAAAAUGUUUAAUCUGUGACCGUGAAACCUUAUUUAUCGAGCAUUGAAUCAGCCCGAGAAGUUUACAGUCACCCGGACAAGGCAGUACUUUCUGUUUAAGAAGCGUGGACACAAUGGAACCACAGUUGGUUUGGUGAGUUCCUGGUUUACUUUAGCAUUAGUUUGUUAGCUGUGGAAGACCGAAGUUGUUUGGGGGGAAAAAUGACACGAACGGAUUAUUUUAAAAUGCUGUUGCAAGUCUUCAAAGACGCGGUUCCUGUCCUCACCAGCGGGAUUUUCACAGUGGUCCUUUUAUCGUGUGUUUUGUUUGGUAUCCAAACGUACUUCAACUUAACGCAGGGGGUCUUCAGCGUUGGGGCAACUGUUUUUCAAAAUGGACACGUCCACAGGCUUCUUGUGCACCCUUUUUAUCACAGAACCUUUGCCCAGCUUCUCCUGAACAUCACAGCUCUGGUGUUUCUCAGCGGCAGCUUGGAGAAAGGUAUCGGUACAGUCCGUUUCCUGUUCUUGUUCCUCCUGCUGUCCACCACCACGGGCUUGUUUUACAGCUUCCUGGACCUUCUGCAGAGUGACAGCAGCCAGAGUCACACAGAGGGUCUGGUUCCUGUAGCCCUGGCCUGUGUGGCUCUGACCACCAUGCACACAAAGAUGACUAAAGGAUUCCUGUGUGGAGUCAGUUUCCCCACCAUGGCUCUCCCCUGGCUGUUUCUCAUAAUCACCACUGCCCUCAUUCCUCACUGUGUGCUCCCUUGUAAUGUCAUUGCCAUCCUGAUUGGGUGGAUGUAUGGCAAAGGAUGGUUCUCUCUUCUGGAGAUGUCUGAGGCCAGGGCUGGCGUUCUGGAGAAGAUGAUGCCUUUCAGAUUUUUGAGGAGCAUCAGUAGUGUUGUGUUUGUCCCUGCUUCCACAGAGGAGAGGAGGAAGACCCUGCUUCCACAAAUAAAUCCAACACCUGGGUCCUACCCAGUCCAGGCUUAUGCUCCAUUAUCCAGCAUUAAUGCUGCUGAUACUCCAGCCAUGCAUGGCAUGCAUGAAGGCUGGCCGAACUCAACCAGUGCUUUGUCUGGUCCCACACCACCUCUCCAUCCUCAUGGACAUGGAUCAACGCAGAGCUUUGGGCUAAGUCAUGGCCACAGCUGCAACCACAGCCACCAUGCUCAUAGUCAUGGACAGCUUUAGUUUAUGUUCAUCUCCUUGACUGCUUUACAACACUCCAACUAAUAGGCAGAUAUUCUCAUUCUAUUAGUACUGCGUUAUCUGCCACUCCUAAACUGUAGUAAUGGUACGCCUACCACAUCUCUUGUCAUUUAAUUGUGUGGAGUACAAUGCCAAAUACUUGGCAGAGACGCAAACUGGCAGCUGACAAGAUGAUUUUGGGCUUCUUUUUGUGGGGUCUCUACCUUCUUGAAUAAUCAAAUGUCAUUUCUCUGAAUGUUAAAAUGUUAUGGGUGACUUUUGUACUUGAGCUAAAACAGUGUCUUUUGUAUUAUUUGUUUCUUAUUUCUACAAAUAAAUAUCUAUAAAGCAUAAAAAAACAAAUUAAAUCAAUGCACAAACAGCAUUUAAGCACAGACAGAGACAGUUUUAGU
Toxotes jaculatrix (banded archerfish) is the source of this 1644-nucleotide messenger RNA. RefSeq names its product rhomboid domain containing 2 (gene rhbdd2). NCBI's taxonomy places the organism in Eukaryota, Metazoa, Chordata, Actinopteri, Toxotidae. The transcript has a single exon. Gene Ontology annotation, cellular component: membrane. Bases 260 to 1234 code for a protein of 324 amino acids. The record is from RefSeq and is a predicted model, not a curated record. Gene Ontology annotation, molecular function: serine-type endopeptidase activity.